Debaryomyces fabryi is the source of this 2511-nucleotide messenger RNA. RefSeq names its product beta-glucosidase. The transcript has a single exon. Gene Ontology annotation, molecular function: beta-glucosidase activity. Lineage: Eukaryota; Fungi; Ascomycota; Pichiomycetes; Serinales; Debaryomycetaceae. The record is from RefSeq and is a predicted model, not a curated record. Gene Ontology annotation, biological process: glucan catabolic process. The coding region runs from base 1 to 2511 and encodes 836 amino acids.
AUGAACCCAUUUAAUGAUAUCGAAAAAACACUAGCUGAAUUGACUGAUUCAGAAAAGAUCUUGCUUAUUGGAGGUAAGGAUAGAUUUCAUACUGCACCAGUUGAAAGAUUAAGUAUUCCUUCGAUUCGAUUUUCUGAUGGGCCGAAUGGUGUCAGAGGCAAGUCCUAUUUUCCUGGUGUCCCGUCUGCAUGUUUUCCUAACGGUACAAAUUUGGGUGCUACUUGGGAUAAGUCUUUGAUGUACGAGGCAGGAAAGCUCAUGGGAAUUGAAUCUAAGUACAAGGGGGCUCAUGCUAUAUUAGGUCCAACUAUCAACAUUCAGAGGUCCCCCUUGGGAGGAAGAGGGUACGAGUCCUACAGCGAAGAUCCGGUAUUAAGUGGAAGUUUGGCAACUUCUAUUAUUAAUGGUAUUCAAUCCCAAAAUGUUGCUGCUUGUGUUAAACAUUAUGUAUGUAACGAUAUCGAGGACGAUAGAAGAGCAAUUAAUAUCAAUAUCACAGAAAGAGCAUUGAGAGAAAUUUAUUUGUUGCCAUUCGAAUUGGCGGUAAAAAACUCCAAACCAAGAAUGGUGAUGACUUCAUACAGUAAGGUAAGAGGAGAACAUGUAGCUGAAUCUAAAUAUUUACUUUGUGAUAUCUUACGGGAUGAAUGGAAGUGGGAAGGAACUACAAUUUCAGAUUGGGGUGGAACAUAUUCCACCGCAGAAGCUAUUACUAAUGGUUUAGAUCUCGAAAUGCCAGGCCCUCCAAUAUUUAGAAGGCAGGAUCUUGUAUACAUAUCCAAAAUAUCCAAAAAAAUUUCUAAUACGUCCUUUAAUAAUAGAGUUCGUAAUAUGUUACGGUUGAUCAAGUAUUGCAUUGAAUCUGGAGUUCCUGAAAAUGCGCCAGAAUCGAGCGAAAAUAAUACUGAAGCGACUGCUAAGAAGCUUCGAUGUUUCUCAAAUUCAGGUAUUGUUCUAUUGAAGAACGAUGGAGGUAUAUUACCCCUUGAUAAGAAGGAUAAGAUCGCAGUUAUUGGUCCAAAUGCAAAGAAUACUUCUAUUAGUGGUGGAGGUUCUGCAGCAUUAAACUCUUAUGAAGUAACUAAUAUUUACGAAGCAAUUCUGGCAAAAUUAGGUUACUCCCCAGAAUACACUGUAGGAGCUCAUGGACACAAAUUUUUACCCCCUCUAGGGUCUAAGUUAAAAAGAGAUGAUAAUUCUACCGGGUAUACUGCUAAAGUGUAUCUUGAACCCUCGUCAUGCAAGAAUAGGACGUUAAUUGAUGAAUUUAGAUUAACCGAGUCUUAUCUCAGAAUGCCAGACUAUGAAAACGAUCGAAUCUCAAACAAUUUAUUCUAUGUAGAUUUCGAAGGUAAUUUUAUCCCUGAUUCUGAUGGUGAGUAUGAAUUCGGGUUAAUAGUAGUAGGAACGGUACAAUUGUUUAUUGAUGGAAAUCUUUUAGUGGAUAAUAAAACUACGCAGAAAAGAGGAACAUCGUUUUACGAGCAAGGAACAGUUGAAGUUAAAAAUUCGAUCUAUUUACAAAAAGGAUCAAGUUACAAAAUAAAAAUUGAAUUUGGAAGUGGUCCUACUUCGAAGAUCAAUGAUUUCUUAGAUUCGUUAGUUGAUGGAAGAGGUGCGGUAGGAUUUGGAGUGGCGAAAGUAAUAGAUCCUGAAAAGGAAAUUUCUCGAGCAGUAUCUAUAGCAAAAAGAAAUGAUACAGUGGUAUUGGUGGUAGGUUUAUCGAAAGAAUGGGAGAGUGAAAAUUUUGACAGACCAGAUAUGAAGUUGCCAGGCUACAUUGAUAGACUAGUAUCUCAAGUUGCACAAGCAAAUCCUAAUACUAUUGUUGUUAAUCAGUCUGGUACCCCAGUGGAGUUUCCUUGGUUGAAUGAAGUGCCAGGCUUAAUACAGGCCUGGUUUGGGGGAACUGAAGCAGGUAAUGCGGUUGCCGAUGUAAUAUUUGGAGAUGUAAACCCAAGCGGCAAGUUACCUUUAACUUUUCCUAUCAAGGUACAAGAUAAUCCAACGUUUGUCAACUUUAAGUCUAAUAAAGGUGAAUUAUUAUACGGCGAAGAUGUAUUUGUCGGUUAUAGAUUCUACGAAAAAUGUGAAAAAAAUGUUGCAUUCCCAUUCGGAUUUGGUUUAUCUUAUUCUAAAUUUGAGUUUAAGGAGCUAAAUUCGUUAUCUAUCAAAGACGGAAAUUUGAAAUUUAAUGUUUUAGUUAAAAAUUCUGGAAAUAGAAAUGGUUCUGAGGUAGUUCAAGUCUACAUAAAAGCUCUAUCACCAGGCAUUGAAAGGCCAUUAAAGGAAUUGAAAGAUUUCCAAAAAGUAUAUUUAAAGGUUAAAGAAGAAAAUAAUGUACACUUCGAAAUCGAAAUAAAGCGAUCUACCUCAUACUGGGACUCACUAGAAAACCAAUGGCUUUCUGAAAGUGGUGAGUAUGAUAUAUUAAUCGGUAAUAGCAGUGAGAACAUACUUUUAAAGACAUCCUUCAGACUUGAUACAAAUAUGUACUGGUUAUUAGAUUAA